Molecule: messenger RNA, 5198 nt
Organism: Ooceraea biroi (clonal raider ant)
Lineage: Eukaryota; Metazoa; Arthropoda; Insecta; Hymenoptera; Formicidae
Gene: tapas
Product: tudor domain-containing protein 7 tapas
Source: RefSeq, a predicted model, not a curated record
CAGGCGAUUGGCGGACGCGACGUUGCGGUCCAUUUUGGCGAUCGGAUAGGCUGUCGCGCGGUUGGAAAGAGACAGAAUGUGCCCCUCCCCUCGCGGCAGGAACGUCGUCCGGUGAAAUUGCGCGAACGUCGGCAGGCAGUCGAGUUUGGUCGAGUCGAGUGGUGCGGUGCGACGUUUCGUGACAAGUUGGACUCGUUAAAGCCGGUCGAGGACGCGCGAGGAAGGUCGCGCCCAGCCGCUGGCUCGUCUCUCGACGAACGAACACUGAACGGGCGGUGAUUACGUCGACGAGGACGAGGACGACGGCAGCGACGGUGGCUGAAAACUCGAAAUUCGGUCGUUCGGCUCGUCGUCGAACGCAGCGGAGGCGAGAGACAGAGAGAGAGAGAGAAAGAUUGCAGAUUGGUAUAGUCGGCCUUUAAAUACAUUCUCUUGUAUUCUCGUUUUUGAGAGAGAGAAUUAUUAUGGAUAAUCAAGAAGAGGUCGUGAAAAUCCUGCGUUCAUGUUUGAUAUCGUGCAAAGGUGGCAUCAAAUUGGAUAAUUUGCGAGUGGAUUACAAGGUGAUCGCAGGAGAACCCUUACCUUUCAAAAAAUUCGGAUAUUCCUCGGUGGAAGCUUUCGUACGUAAUAUACCAGACAUUAAAGUGACCAGAAGAAAUGGAGAACUGUAUAUGGAAGCGCUGCCUACCAAAUCGACAGCACAUCUCACGAAAUUAGUUGCGCGACAAAAAACACGACGAAGAAUGCCAACGCAAUCAAAAAGAUGGAUUCCCCCUCGAAACGUCAGAGGUCCUUCUUCUGGUUUUAGAAACUAUGCUUCCAAUAACUUCCAAUAUAAUAGGAAUAAUUACGUGGAUUCGUCCAAUUCGUCUAAUUCUUUCUUCAAGUCGACACCUGGAAGGAGUACAUUAUACACAGAUUUUAGCAGGCCCGUCCCUCUUAUGGACACUAUAGUACAGUGUCCAAUUUCCAUAUCGCAGAAUCCAAUGUUGCAGAGUGGAAAGCUCGAGAAGACUCCGCCGAAGUAUGCUCCAGCUUCUUCCGCGAAAAGACUGAAUGAGAAAUUAAAUCCAAACCUACCGCCUAUACACCAAAGUACUUGUAACAUCGAUGAUGCAAGAUGCCAAGUAUUGGACCGAAAAUUAACUGUGAUAGAUAUCAAACCAAAGACUGCGGAACCGAAGCCCAUAAAGUUGAGCGAACGGCUCAAAGUUUCUUCAAGUCUCCCUACUCCUGAAGUACCUUCCUUAUUCGAUAGUUGCACACCGUCUUCGUAUAUUCGUCCAUCCCUUUUAGAUGUACCACAAAUAAGAACAAAGAUGAGCGCACCAUCGUACCACGCUUCCGACCCUCGAGAGGAACUGCAGAAUCGUGCCAAUGCGUUAAAUUUAUCGGCACCGAUCUACAAGAUGUAUUCGAAGAAAGAGAAGCAUUCUGACAAGAUCACUAUUUAUGCUAGCGUAAAACUCGCCGGGCACACGUUCCAUACCUUCCCGGAAGACGCGACGUCCCAAGGAGAGGCCGAAAAGAUCGCGGCACGACUGGCGCUGGUGAAUCUUGCGAAGGAAUCGUCGAGCCCAGAGGUGACGACGGUUGACGUGCAGUUGGUGAAGGAACGUAUCCUGGAUAUCGUGACUCUGCAUCAGAGCGGAGUCUUCAUGCAUCUGCUGCCAAAGUAUUACAGCGAGCAGUACAGGGAAGCUCUUCCCCAUGAUUGGGAGAGGAUUACCGAGCAGAUCGCGGAUGUUAGUCAGGAGAAAGGUGUCGGCGAUUCGACGAUACUUUGCCGAUCCCGUCCGACUACCAAGCGAUCGGAAGGUUCGGCAUCCAUAAAUAAGAACGUAUCGGACAAUCUCACGUCGAGCGACAAGAUACUGUUGAGUCCGAUCGGACCUGCCGCACCUGACAAACUGGAAGUACCUGGGACGACCAUAUGGAACGUGUACACCACCUGCGUCACGAGCACCGUCGAGAUUUGGGUCCGACUCAUCGAUGACGACUACAACGACAAUUUUGUCGACAUGACGAACGAGAUGACGAGGCAUUACAACGAGAUAAAAAAACCUGCGACGACGACGACGUGCGUUAUCGGUGACUUCUAUGCCAUUCUGGAGGACGAUUACUGGCACCGAGUGCAAUGCAUAGAUAUCGACUCGGACACCGAAGUUGCCACGGUGUUCUUCAUCGACGAGGGAUACGAGGGGCAGUACAAACCCGACGUGCUGCAUCCCUUGGACAAGCGGUUCUGCACUCUGUCGGCCCAGGCGAUCAGAGUAGCUCUCCUGGGAUUAGAGAACUUCCGCGAUUGUCCUCAGGCAAUCGCUGAAAUUGAAAACCUCCUUCUCGGUGAUCGAGUGUUCUUAGUCCGAGUACACAGCACGAACGUCGACAAGUAUGGUUCAUACGCGAGAGUUACGUUCUAUGACACCAGCGGAGACGAUGACGUCGAUAUCAAUCAAGUUUUAUUCGAAAAGAUCAUCGACGGACUUAUUGAUGCAUCCGCGAUGCAACCAGGACGAUUGGUGGAAAUGUACGUCACGCAUAUAGACGAAAAUGGAAAGAUCUACGCGCAGUUGAACUCCGCGGGUAGAAACUGCUUAAUGUCGCACAUGCCCGUUGACGACAGCAUGUGUCCCUCGGUGACGGGACAGAUCAACUUCACGAAGAUGUAUUUCGUGAAGUGCGACUCGCAGCUGUACAGGGCGAGAGCUGUACAGACCGUUCCUGACCGAAACAAAGUAACUGUAUUUUUAAUGGACAUCGGUCGAACCAUUACGAUAUCGAGGCAAGAUCUGCUUCAGACGGACAUGGCCUCGAUGGGUCUGCAGUGCAUUCCUCCACAGGCCACGCAAAUCUCCUUACAUCAAAUCGACCAGUCGACGCACGACGAGAGAUUCGUGACUCGCUUCCGCGAGCUCGUCUCCGACGAGGACCUGCUUCUGGCGAAGAUCAAAGAUAUCAGCAACGGAGUUCCGACGGUCCAGAUCUUCAAGAGAGUUGGACCAAACAAUUUGCUGGGUUGCAUAAACACUUCGUUGCUUUACGACCUUGAGCUGGCAAAGGCCAAUGGAGACAGCAACAACAACGUCAAGACGAAAAAACGUUUGGAGCGAAAGAAUUCGCGCGCGCUCGAGGCCGCCAGCAAGCUGAAUCCACCCGAGAUUUCAGACAUCGGCCAUUAUUUCGACGUUCAUGUAACACUGGCCGCACAUCCGGGACACUUUAUCGUACAACCGCGGGACAGUGGUAGCAAAUUGCAGAUGAUGAUGCUCGAGUUGCAAAAGUGCUACGAGACAUUUUCUGGCCCACCAUUAGAAUCUAUUGGCGAGGGCAAGCUGUACGCGGGCAAAUUUCGGAACGACUGGUAUAGAGUGUACGUUACCAACAUCAUCAGUGAUAAUGAAGUAUCAGUAUACUUCUGCGAUUACGGGGACGUGACGAUAGUGUCGCGCCAUUGUUUGCAGUCCCUGAAGAGCGAGUUCCUGAAAUUGCCGUAUCAAGCGGUGAAGGCUAAACUUGUCGGGAUAGAACCGAUAAAUACCGAUUGGUCGGUAGCUGAUUGCGUCAGAUUCAAGGAUCUAGUACUCGACAGGGAUUUCGUGUCGGUGGUCGUCGAAUCUGUAUUCGACAACUUCUCGCCAGCUAACGGUACUGUACUCGGUUUACGAUUAGUCGACACCAGUACACACAAAGACAAGGACAUAUAUAUUGACAGGCUAUUGAUCGAAGAGAAACGUGCCAAAUUCAUCGAUGGAUUCGAGGAGCAAUUUUCGUCUAGUUAGCUCAUUACGUUGAAUAGUGUACGGGAAUAUCUAUUUUUUAUUACGGUUCUUACGUACGUAUUAUUAUUCUAAAGUAGCACGGUCCCAUGCCUGGAAACGUAAAAGGACAAGUCAACGUUCGACUUUGAAUUUAACCGUAAUUACUGUCCAGAAAGAUAUUCUUUUUUUUAAUAGUAAAAGAUGGGCAAGUAACACAUACAUAAUUUAUUGAAAGACAUUUAUUUCAAGUUCGUAUCCUUUUAAAAGGAUUAUGUUAUAUAGUACAACAUUAUCAUUACAUGUACAGUCGUUGCGAUGUUUCGCAAAGCAUCAUUGUUCACCAAGUUUCCUUUAUUUCCUUUUCACGCUCGUUAUUACAGUUACAUGUACAGAGAUAUAUUGUUAAUGUGUGUUGUAAUUGUGUAGUUCAUUUACUCGUUUUGUUAGAAGAUAAUUAUAUUUUUGGAAGCAUUAUUAAUUCGUGCCAAGUAUUUAGCAUUGUAGUUUAAAAAAAAGCAUUACGUUAUUUUUUUAAUUCCAUGUUCAUUUUAUAAUAAGAUAAUUUUAUAAGAUGUUGAACAGUAUAAUUGUCCAAUGGCAAUAUUGGCUGUGUAUUAUGAACAUUCAUUAAUAAAAGCAUUCCAUAUCUUAAAAAAGAAAUAUAUAUACAUAUAUGUAUAUAUUUUAUGUAUGUACGUACAGGUAUUAGUUAUAUCUAUAUAUUCCUUUUUUUAUAUUGAACUGUGUUUGAUGUCAACUGGAUGUUAAAAGUUUGUCUCGCUUGUAUAUUAGAAAGUCUCGGCAUAACAAUAAGAUGUGCGAGAGAACAGAAUGAAGAGAGCGAGAUUACUGCAACGUGAAGAGGAAGAAAGGAUUUAAUCAAAUCGCAGAGACGAUGGUGUUGUCUUUUCGAUUCAGAGCCUAGAAAAGUAGUUUAACAGUUUUUAGUUUAACAGUUUGCGCUGUUCAUCGUCAUUUACACAGUUGCGUAUCGCGAGUAGACUGCGGAGUAUGCAGUAAGCAAAGUAUUACCUUCUCGAGAAUUCUUCCAAUUGUAUCGGUUUGGUUCGAAGGUAUAAAUCGUUGCGCGUGUAUCACAGUGUCACGAUACAAAUUGUAAUUUUUCCUGCGCAAAGAUGGUGAAACCGCUUUUAAAUGUAAACGAUACAACUUACGUCUUCUUGCACGUGCAAUUCAGAAACUAGCAACUAUAUGUAAGCGUAGGUGACGUGUUGGGCUAUUAUACAUGCAUUGAAUAUAGUCGCUUCCGUGAUUAAUGUGAUUUAACUUUUGGAUUGUUUAGAUACCUAGUUCACUUUAUUACCAUGUUGUAAACAUCCUUUCCGAAAUUCUUGUAGAAUUUAUUUGUAACGAAUAUUUUUAUUUUUCUAACGAUUUGAGAUUAAAGUUAAAAAUAAAGGCAUAAAUAAAAUUUAA